AAAGUACCUCAGAUUUAUAAUCGAGGUUUUAUUUUGAAACCGGAAGUUGUAUUUGCUCUGACACGCGAAACUUCGUUUAAUCUGCUCGGGUUAUAAGUAAACGAAGCGGUCGGAGGUAGCGGAUUUCAGUUCGUCAUUUCUCGGUGAGGGUCGACGCGCAGCGGACGUUUCUCGAACAGCGAGGUGUGUUUCUCUUUUACAAACGCCGCGCCUAAAUGCUCACAGACAAGAUGAUGAUCUCCCCGUGGGACCGCUGGUACUCCACGAGCUGCUGUCUGUGCUGCCAUGUCCGCACAGGAACCAUCAUCCUGGGGGUCUGGUACAUGCUCAUCAAUGCUGUGGUGUUACUCAUCCUACUGACAGCACUCAGUGAUCCUGAGCAGUACCACCUGACCAGCGCAGAGUUAGCUAAUGACCUGGAUGUCAUGGAUGAUGCAAAUAUGUGCAUUGCUUCAGCGAUCUCUCUGCUGAUGAUACUUAUAUGUGGGAUGGCAACAUAUGGUGCUUACAAGCUGCGUCCUGCCUGGAUCAUCCCCUUUUUCUGCUACCAAAUAUUUGACUUUGCUCUCAACACCCUGGUGGCUGUUAGCAUCGUGGUUUACCCAAACACGAUACAGGAUUACCUGCAGCAACUGCCUGAUAAUUUCCCCUACAAAGAGGAGGUCGGCGCUCUCAGUAAUGUCUGCCUGGUGCUCAUCGUGCUGCUCUUCAUUGGUUGUAUUCUCGGCUUCAAGGCGUAUCUGAUAGCAUGUGUGUGGAACUGCUACAGAUACGUGACCGGCAGAGGCGGUUCUGAAAUCCUGCUCUAUGUUACGACCAAUGACACCACGGUGUUGCUUCCUCCAUACGAUGACAACGUCAGUGUUCCUCCCAAGCAGGCACCUCCAGCCUACAACGUUGCUACAGCAUGAUCACAUUCCCAGGAUCCUGCUGAUUAGAUCCUGCUGUUAAUAAGACCCCAGCAGAAUUUAUGCACCACACUGCCUCUCCAGUGUACAGUAUAUUAAUGGAUAUAUUGUUGCUACACACACACAUUACACUCAAGCACUACACAUGUGCAAAAAAGCACACAUAUACACAUGCACACACCACCACCGUGACCUCUCAUUCCUUUCCGUUAUUACUGAUAAAUUAAUAUUUUUCCCUUUUAUGUACGUAUCUAUUUUGUCUCUCGUAGUAUAAUUCCAGAAAGGACGUGCAUUUUUAUGCAUUUAAAUCUGGGUGAAACAAGUUAUGAAAGCACUAGAAAGUUUGAUAGAUGAUAUAUAUUUUUAUUCUAUUUAUGCUCUCAGUGUUUCUGUAAUAGUAUCAUGUGAGUCAUAGUUUAUACAGAAAUAUUUAUCUUAUGCACAAACGCAACAAUGAAGAGCUUGUUGGCCACAGCAAUGAAGUGAGUCGGCAAGAGUGAGGGGUCGUCUUGUGUUACCUAUUUGUCUCGUCUCUGCUCAUGAUCAGGGUUGGAUUGCCUUCGUUCUCAAAUUUCUCUCUAUUGGGGUGCACUUUAAAGGCUCAUGUAUGAAGUGUUACCUUGACUGGAAGUUUCCCAAAGAGAUGCAUCUGCCUGUAUUCUGACAUGAUCAAAAAGCAACCUAGUGUAUAUCAAACAUAUCACUGUCUUUUUACUGUUUUAUUCAACAGCAAACAUUAUUGUCUUGUAUUCUAAAAAAGGAGUGAGUAUUGCUGACUUUUAAAUAUAAUUGUGUUUUUACUGAUUGACGAGAGACUUCUCGGGCUGCUAUGUAUCUAUUUUGACAGCACUGAUCUGGAAUCAGUUUGUUCUCUGAAGUCACUAUGAAUGAGUUGCUUGAGGGGAACCUGGAGCUCAAUAAAUACGGACUCUGCUUCUGCUUUUUCAAUUAAGCCGAUGGGAGCAUUUCUAGCCUGUGCAAACAUUACACAAGUCUGUUCCACCAGAUGCAAUCAUUGGCAAGCUGCUCCCUGGAUACAAAAUGUCCUGCAACGACACAAAAGAAAAGUCAAACUUUAGGACCACUGAUGUAUGGAAAAUACUGUUGUGACAUUUAUUUGUCUAUUAAAAUCAAAUGCCACCAAAAA
Melanotaenia boesemani (Boeseman's rainbowfish) is the source of this 2055-nucleotide messenger RNA. Its product is annotated as lysosomal-associated transmembrane protein 4B-like. The transcript has 7 exons. Gene Ontology annotation, cellular component: lysosomal membrane. The record is from RefSeq and is a predicted model, not a curated record. The coding region runs from base 216 to 911 and encodes 231 amino acids. NCBI's taxonomy places the organism in Eukaryota, Metazoa, Chordata, Actinopteri, Atheriniformes, Melanotaeniidae.